CCGCCUUCUUUGUCGCUGUUGUUUUUUCUCCUUCUAGUGACUCCUUCAAGCAAUACAGCAAAGGAUCAUGUGAACCACACAGAUAAGCAAACGUGGAAAAAUUCGUCGCCGGACAGCUCACGUGAGCUCCAAAAAGAUUCUUUGUCGAUCCUCUUCAUUUCAAGCUUCUUUUCCGGACAUAUUAUUCCACUUCUGGCCGUCGGAGAAGAGCUUGUGAUACGGGGGCACAGCGUGUCGUUUCUAACGACAGAGGUGUCCGGAUCAAGACUGGUUCCGGACGUCCUGAAAGAUAUUGGGCUGCAGUUCAUCAGCGCAGGCCCGGACCCGCGCACCAGGGUACAAUACGAGGAAGCGAUAUACGGACUAAUGGGAAAGCACCUUCUGGAACAAGUACAGGAGAUAGCGACUUUUGCAAGAGAUCACACUGUAAAACUUAGAAUUGCUUGCGAUCGGCUCAAUUUUUCUCGUUGGGAUAUAGUCGUAGUGGAUUCCCUUCUCUUCAACUUGAUUCGCUACAUCGACCUGAAGUGGGGGUCGAAUGUUGUGCUCAGCACGGCCGUUGCUGCAGACUAUGCUAGUAUCGAAUCACCCUGGCCCUCUCCUUCCACAAAUGUCGUCGGCUGCUCGGAAAAUUUGUCUUUCUACCGACGACUUUUGAAUGCUGUCUUUUUCAAAAAUCCGCUAGUGUCUUUUUGGAGAAUGCGGUCGAUGAAAGAAUACACAGCUGGAAAUGAUGGCGCAAUGUUGGAUGUCGUUAGUAGCGAUCCUCUUUUUCAUCAUUACCCCGACGAAUUCCACCCUUCGUUGGUUUACUCCGCAGUUGGGGUGGAGUAUGCACGACCGACUUACCCCGGCGUCCACAUGGUCGGGCCGGUCCUACGGAGUAGAAUUACUCCACUUCACCCCAAUUUAGUCGAGACAAUGACAUGGAUCUUUCCUAAGACGGGUAAUGUCAUUACGACAGGGACGACAAACCAAGCUCUGCUCAGUGGUGCCCAGUGUUAGGGCCAAUUCCCGACAAAAUUCAUCCCUCCAUGACAUAGGCGAUGAUAGAUUUGUGUGCACUUGAUCGCAUAAACUGCAUACUGUAGCAGUAGGCUGGCUUACUGGUGGUGUAGUAAACGCCAGCCGUCUUCUACUUGA
Molecule: messenger RNA, 1143 nt
Organism: Geodia barretti
Lineage: Eukaryota; Metazoa; Porifera; Demospongiae; Tetractinellida; Geodiidae
Source: the annotation of a GenBank genome assembly